Medicago truncatula (barrel medic) is the source of this 1601-nucleotide messenger RNA. Its product is annotated as spermidine coumaroyl-CoA acyltransferase. The record is from RefSeq and is a predicted model, not a curated record. Bases 66 to 1451 code for a protein of 461 amino acids. The transcript is spliced from 2 exons. Lineage: Eukaryota; Viridiplantae; Streptophyta; Magnoliopsida; Fabales; Fabaceae.
UAUAACUUCAGUAUAUCAAAUUAUUUAAUCUAGAUACCUUCCCACAUUUCUCAUAAACCUUUUCUAUGGCAUAUCAAACAGCUACCCUAAUGCUUGAAAUGAAAGACGUUGUACUCAUAAAACCAUCAAAAUCAAUUCCUUCUUGUAUUCUUUCACUUUCUACAAUUGACAAUAGAGAAAUCUAUAAUAACCUUGCUCAAACUGUUCAUGUAUACCGAUCACCAUCAAUUAAUGAUUCUGAUUCGAGUUUCAACUUUUGUCAUGUAUUCAAAGAAGCACUUUCAAAAGCUUUGUUUUAUUAUUAUCCUUUUGCAGGUAGAAUGGUGAAACAUGCUGACGAUGGAAAACUUAGAGUCAAUUGCAACCCUAAUGCAGAAAAUUAUGGUGUUCCAUUCUUGGAAGCAAGUGCUAACUGCACCCUUUCUUCUAUUAAUUACUUGGACAAUACCGACACAGAAAUUGCAAAACAACUGGUGCUUAAUCCUGAAGACAAAACUUACCCUUUGGUGUUCAAGGUGACAAAAUUUCGUUGUGGAGGUUUCACAAUCGGAAUGGGGGUGCUGCACGCUAUCUGUGACGGAGUUGGUGCAUCUCAAUUAUUCAAAGCGAUUAUUGAACUUGCAAGAGGAAGAAAUGAGCCCUCGACGAUACCUGUGUGGGAAAGAGAGAGACUUAUUGGAUCAAUAACUAAACAACCAUUUCCAGAAAGCCCUAUGAACAAGGAAUCUGUUGCAUUUUCACCUUUUCUGAAUCAAGACAACACUACAGUUAUGAAGAAAUAUUGUUUUAAUGUGGAGGGUGAAAUGUUAACAAAGCUUAAGUUGAGUUUGAUGAAGGAAAGUGGAGGUAUAAGGUUCACAACUUUUGAAUCAAUUGCAGGUUAUGUGUGGAGAUCAAGAGCAAGAGCCUUAAAACUUAACAACAAUGGUGAAACAGUGUUGACCAUUGUAGCUGGUAUUAGACGCAAGUUGAAGGAUUUUGAACCUUUACCUAAUGGUUAUUAUGGGAAUUCAUGUGUUGAUGCAAACACUGUGUUAAAAGUUAGCGAGCUCGAUGAAAGGCCACUCUAUGAAAUUAUUAACCUAAUAAGAGAGACUAAAAACAUUGCUUCCACCACUGAUUUUAUCAAAAAUUCAAUCAACACGUUGGAGACGAAUUAUAAAGAGGAAUCCAGGAUGCUAAGUACCGGUGCAGUAACGGUUCUGACAGAGUGGAAACAUUUAGGUUUUCUUGAUGGAAAUGUAGAUUUUGGUGGGCAUGAAGCAGUGAAUUUAGUACCAGCACCAUGCAACUUGUUUGCGUCCAUGGAAAUGAGCAUUUUUACACCUCCUAAUAAAUUUGACAAUGAUGAUCCAUCUAUGAAAGGAGGGAUUAAGAUUUUUACUACACUCCCUGUUGCUGCCAUGCCCAAGUUCAAGGAGGAAAUUGAAGCUUUAAGAUUUCUUAGUUAAAAUUUGAAUCUCCAAGAUCGGAUGAAGUUGCCUUAGUGUUUCAAUUAUUAUGAUGUUAUUUAAUAAGUUUUCAACGAGACAUUAUUGAUUUCGUGUUAUGUUAUGAUUUGUUUCAAGAGCAAUAAUUUAGAGAGUUUAUUUUUUGUUUAA